This is a messenger RNA of Racocetra persica, 1011 nucleotides long. NCBI's taxonomy places the organism in Eukaryota, Fungi, Glomeromycota, Glomeromycetes, Diversisporales, Gigasporaceae. The record is from the annotation of a GenBank genome assembly.
AUGUCUAGCUUUUAUUUACAAGAACUUAAUAAUUAUUCAUAUGAAAAGUUUGAUGAAUUUGCUUUACAAGAAUCUAAUAAUUUUUUACAAGAAUCUAAUAAUUUUUUACAAGAACUUGAUGACUCUUCACAAGAAUUUGGAAAUUUUUCACAAGAACACGAUAACUUUUUACAAGGAUUUGAUUUUUUACAAAAUCCUGAUAACUCUUUACAAGAAAUUGACUUAUCACAAGAAUUUGACAAUUUACAAAAAACUGAUGAUUAUCCGCAAGAACUUGGAGAUUAUCCCAAAAAUUCUAUCAUAUUGUAUAAAGAAAAAAAUCGAUCUUUUAUAUAUAAAAUAAUUAAAGAAGGCAUUUAUCCAAUGGCACCUAUUCUUAAAUAUACUUUGGCACCUAAUAAAUAUGAAAUACCUGACAAUUAUAUUGUAGAAACUACAUGGGGUCAUAAAACAAAUAAACAAACUAUUAAGUCACAAAUUAACUAUAUUUCUGGUACACCUACAUUCUAUAUCUAUUAUGGAUCAAAUUUUAAAAAUUAUAUAGUUUCAAAUAAAUCAUCUAGUCAUGCUGCAACAUUAUUACAUCAGCGAACUACACCUAACAAAAAAUCAACAUCUUCUGGAAUUCUUUUAUUUGGUUUACAAUUAAAAAAAGUUAGUUAUAGUCGAAAAAGAGAAAAACAAAUCAGAAUGUUAAGGCCAAUAGAAAUAUUUACAAACUCUACACUUACUAAGCGUGCUAUUAAUUUUUCUAAAGAAAUAUAUACAAAUUUUCAAAGUUAUACACCCCAAUUUUAUCAUCCAGAUGAUAAACCUGUAUUAGAGUCAAUUUGGUAUUCAGUAAAAUGGUAUACUUAUGAAGUUGAUUAUAGUACAAAAGAUUCUAAGAGAUUAAAACAAAAACAAGAAUCAAUUUGUCAAAUACAAGAUGAGAAACAUAUGUCUCGUAAUGUUUAUAGUAUAAUAGUAAGAAAGCUAUUAUUUUUGUUAAUUGGUUCAAAGGAAAGAUGA